Molecule: messenger RNA, 2370 nt
Organism: Danaus chrysippus (African queen)
Lineage: Eukaryota; Metazoa; Arthropoda; Insecta; Lepidoptera; Nymphalidae
Source: the annotation of a GenBank genome assembly
AUGAGCAACUCGUCGAAAGUUGACGACACUAUAAGUGUUAAUACAUCGGACACAGCUAAUUUAAUAACAAAUGAAGAAGAAGCUAGCACGUCGCAUUUCACACAGCUUAAUAAAUCAAGUGAUAUACAGGAGUCAGGAGAUGGCAGUCAUGGGGUCCGACGUAGACAACCAGUACAAAAAAUUGAGCCGGGCUCAAUGAAUAUAUUAUCAGCCAAGUAUGAGAGUCUAGAUUAUGAUACAUGUGAAAAUCAUUUAUUACUUGACGAGGAACGGAAAAGAGGCUACCCAUUUGUUGUGUGGAAGGACAUAGCAAGAUGGUUUAUUGUGUUGUUGAUUGGAGUCAUAACAGCAUUGAUAGCAUUCACUAUAGAUAUAUGUAUAGAAGAAUUCUCAAAGAUAAAAUAUAAACAAUUAAAGAAAUCUGUUGACACAUAUGUACUGUUGGAUGAACUGUAUAUACCUUACUUGUUGUGGGUGUUGACCAAUAUAUGUAUAGUGUUCAUUGGUUCCAUGCUGGUCUCAUAUGUGGAACCAGUAGCUGCUGGCAGCGGUAUUCCUCAAGUCAAAUGCUACUUGAACGGCGUGAAAGUCCCACGCGUGGUGCGAAUAAAGACUUUGUUCGUUAAAGCUGUGGGUGUUAUUACUGCAGUAGUUGGGGGAUUGGCUGGAGGAAAGGAAGGUCCGAUGAUUCAUAGCGGUGCCGUGGUUGCCGCGGGUAUAUCUCAAGGGAAGAGCACCACUUUCAACAAAGACUUCAAAGUGUUCCAAUACUUUCGCGAAGAUCAUGAGAAAAGAGAUUUCGUAUCAGGCGGCGCUGCGGCCGGAGUUUCCGCGGCCUUUGGAGCACCUAUAGGAGGUGUAUUGUUCUCUUUGGAGGAAGGGACAAGUUUUUGGAACCAGGGUCUGACAUGGCGAACUUUCUUUGGGACAGUCGUCUCAACGUUUACACUCAAUUUUGCGCUGUCCGCGUAUCACGGUCACCCAGGGGAAUUGAGUUAUCCAGGUCUUCUCAACCUUGGUAAAAUGGAGCCGUUUCCGUUUCAAUUCUACGAGCUUCCGGUUUUCAUGAUGUUUGGAGUCGUUGGCGGUGUGCUUGGAGCUCUCUGGAACCACAUCAAUUACAAGCUGACCGUGUUCAGGAUACGGUACGUGGGCUCAGCGUGGUUGCGCGUGGUAGAGGCAUGUCUGGUGGCAGCAGUUAGUGCAUCUUGCGGUUUUCUCAUGAUGUUUCUCUUAGACGACUGUCGACCACUGGGAGAGGAUCCGACUAAAGUACCGCUGCAGUUAUUCUGCGCUGAUGGCGAAUACAAUACAUUAGCUGCGAUUUGGUUUCAAACGCCCGAAGCGUCAGUACGAUCAUUUUUGCACGAUCCCAUGGGCUCAUAUAAGCCAUGGUCACUGUUGGUGUUCGUUGUGGUGUAUUUUCUCCUAUCGACGUGGACUUUUGGCCUCGCGGUGUCCAGUGGCCUGUUUAUACCCAAUUUGCUGACCGGAGCGGCGUGGGGAAGACUUCUUGCUAUUAUAAUACAAUAUAUGCUUCCUGGGCAUAGCAUCAAUCCCGCGAAGUACGCGCUGGUGGGUGCGGCGGCUCAGUUAGGCGGAGUGGUCCGUAUGACUAUAUCACUGACUGUCAUCAUCAUAGAGACAACGGGACAAAUAUCCAACGCGCUGCCUAUCAUCAUCACACUGGUUGUCGCUAAAUGGACUGGAGACUUCUUUAACGAGGGUAUAUACGACAUUCACAUCCAAUUAGCUGGAGUUCCACUAUUACCGUGGGAGCCGCCGCCUCUCACUCACAAUAUAUACGCGUCUGAAGUCAUGUCGCACCCGGUGUUCACACUCAGAACAGUUGAGAACGUCGGUCAUAUAGUUGAGAUACUGAGGGUAGUCAGCUAUAAUGGAUUCCCAGUGGUGGACCCGCCACUAGCUGAUGAUGCGGAAGUGACGACAUACAAGCGUCUGCGUGGUCUCAUCCGUCGUGAUCAGCUGAUCGUUCUUCUCCAUAAUAAAAUAUACAACGAAAACGCCAACACCACCUGGUCGAACUUCAACGUAGACAUGGAUAUGUUCAGGAAGGAGUAUCCCAGAUAUCCGUCUAUAGAUAAGCUGGAUAUCCAAGAGUGGGAGAAGACCUGUAUGAUAGACCUCCGUCCGUUUAUGAAUCCGUCUCCUUAUACACUACCACACCGAGCCUCACUGCCGAGACUCUUCAGACUGUUCCGAGCCCUCGGUCUAAGACACCUGCCCAUAGUCAACGAUCAUAAUGAGGUUGUUGGCAUGGUGACUCGUAAGGACAUUGCUCGGUAUAGAGUAUGGAGACACAGAGGUCAUAUGGGUAUGGAGGAACUUCUACUUUCUAGUGAAAUUUAA